Messenger RNA from Mizuhopecten yessoensis (Yesso scallop), 703 nucleotides. RefSeq names its product 40S ribosomal protein S7-like. NCBI's taxonomy places the organism in Eukaryota, Metazoa, Mollusca, Bivalvia, Pectinida, Pectinidae. Gene Ontology annotation, cellular component: 90S preribosome; small-subunit processome; ribosome. Gene Ontology annotation, biological process: rRNA processing; translation; ribosomal small subunit biogenesis. Gene Ontology annotation, molecular function: structural constituent of ribosome. The record is from RefSeq and is a predicted model, not a curated record. Bases 82 to 663 code for a protein of 193 amino acids. The transcript has 7 exons.
GUUGGUGGUGUGCCACCUAGCGGAACUCACUGUGUGCAACUUCCGGCCAAGUCCUCUUCUUCCGUCGCCGCCAUUGCCAAGAUGUACUCGGCGAGCGCUAAAAUAAUUAAGCCUCAAGGCGAGAAGCCCGAUGACUUCGAGCAGUCGGUCUCACAGGCCCUGCUUGAGCUUGAGAUGAACAGUGACCUGAAGGCCCAGCUUCGUGAACUGUACAUUUCAGGAGCCAAGGAAAUUGAUGUGGCUGGCAAGAAAGCUAUCAUCAUCUUUGUACCAGUUCCACAGCUGAGACAAUACCAGAAAAUCCAAACCCGUUUGGUUAGGGAGCUGGAAAAAAAAUUCAGCGGAAAGCAUGUUGUAUUUAUUGCACAGAGGAGGAUUCUACCUAAGCCAACAAGGAAAACCAGAAGGAAGAACAAACAGAAGCGCCCUAGAUCCCGUACUCUUACAGCAGUACACGACAGUAUCCUGGACGAUCUGACCUUCCCUGCAGAAAUUGUUGGCAAGAGAAUCCGCAUCAAGUUGGACGGAUCCAGGCUGAUCAAGGUCCACCUUGAUAAAACUCAGCAAACAAACAUUGAGCACAAGAUGGAUACAUUCACGGCUGUGUACAAGAAACUGACUGGGAAGGACGUUACAUUUGAGUUCCCAGAAUUUGUGCUUUAAGGCGGACUGGAAACAAAAAUAAAAAAAAUGUGAUACAAAA